AUGUAAGUUUUAAAAUGGAAUCGAUUGAACAUGAUUUUACACAAGAUGAGGUUGGUGAGGAGGAAAAGAAUCUUGCCCAGGUGUUAAAGGACUUAUGUGAUUCUGGUGGAAAAGAAAUGGAAGGAACCCAACUUGAAGCAGCUUCAAUAUUUCAUAAGCUUGCCAGAAUUUAUGAAAAAAAAAUUAAACAUAAAAAGUUAAACAUGACUCGAAGUGCAGCUCUGUAUAACGCUGCUAUUGUGAGGGAUCCACAGAAUCAAAUAUUUAAAGAAGAACUUAAAGAUUUGUGCUCAGCAGUUCUGGUGAAAGCAAACGCCACAAAGCCUGAUGCUUGCUUGAUAUUUUUGUCUUUAACAAUAAAAACCGUUCUCCAAGAGAUGCGCAAAUAUUUUGGCGAAAGUUAUAAUCAGCUUGAAAUAAUCAAGUAUGGUUUGGAUGAUGAUCAACUACUUAAACUACAAAGGAAAAAAGUCUUAGAUAUUCAAAUUAUUCAACAAGGAGUUACAAGAAGUUACACUGAGUUAAUGAGGUUUAUUUCUGAUGAAUGCAUAGAUAUUAUGGGAGCACCACCAUGCAAAUAUGCUGUAGUUGGAUUGGGUUCCUUGGCACGAUCAGAAAUCACCCUAUACUCAGAUUUCGAACACAUCAUUGUCCUUGAUAAUGUUGCUAAGAUGGAGGAUCGUAAGAGGAUCAUGAAGUACUUCAGAUGGUUCACCACAAUCUUCAACAUCAUCUUAAUCAACCUCGGAGAAACCAUGAUCAACUGUGUUGCAAUUCCAAGUAUAAACCCCAGGUAUAGAGACUGGUUCAUAGACCAUGUUACACCUAAUGGGGUGACAUAUGAUGGAAUGGUAGCCCAUGCUUGCAUACGCCCACUUGGACGACCAGCAACUAAAAACAAACCUUGGAACACUGAAUUUAUUAAACCAGUUGAUGAAAUGGUUCGGUACUUGGAUAGUAAAGAACAAGUAAAGCAAGGAUACCAUGUGGCUGAUGUCUUAUCCAAGGCUUGCUUUGUAGCUGGUGAUGAAGCAGUUUGUGCUGAGUAUCAAGAUAAAGCUCGCCACAAGGUUAAAGAAAACGUCGAAACAAAUAUUUUUCUAACUUUAAUGGAACAAAUACAAAAAGAUUUGGAAAACUUUAACAUUGUUACUCAUCAACACCAUGGUGUUGUUGGUUUACAAAACUACAACAUAAAGAAAGCAAUAUACAGAGGUGCAACCAUAUUUAUUUCAGCCAUCGGUCGAUUAUGUUCACUACAAGCAUCAUCAUGCUUUGAUAUCAUUGAUGAAUUAAAUAGUGGACAAAAUAUUGGAAAACUCAGUGCCAGGGAAGCGCACCAACUCAAGUUCAUGGUAGCAGUGGCUUGUGAGGUUCGAGCCAAAGUUUAUCAUUCAAAGGGGCAACAAGAUGAUGUUCUUAUGAAAGAUUCUGAACAGUCUGAAGUUACUUCUGCCUUGAUUGAAGUUGUAGGAAAACAAAGUAUGAUUUCUUUUAUGAAGAAAACAUUUGAUCUACAUUUCAGACUGAAAAGGGAUGGCUAUGAAAAUAUGCUCACAGCAAAUAAAGCACUGGAAAAUAACUGUAUUAUAGAGCCGUUUUCCGAAAUGAUUGCUUUACACUUGCUUGGCUUUCACAAAGAUUUAGUCACAUUUAUAAAAACAACAAUCUCCAAAAUGAUACCUUGUGCAGAAACAUAUGCUGUUUAUGAAUUUGCUAUAUGUAAUUCAGAUAAUGCUCAAGAACAUGAACUAGUCUUAGAACUUUGCUCAGCAGUUAGCCAAUUGAACCUCACACCAGAAAAUAAAUUGUUUGUUAGAGCUUUUGAGCUGCAAAGUUUGGUGAAACUUUCAUACAAUGAGACAACCAAGCUAUAUGAGUUCUCUACAACACAAGUUGAAACUCUGAUGCAGGAACUGGAUGAUUUAGUAAAAACUGUUAAACUAAACUUUCCAACUGGUAUACUUACAUACUUUGGUGUUUUAAUGUCACUUCAAUACUAUGAUCGUGCAGAACGUGUUUUUGAAAAAAUCUUGAAUUUAAUUCAACAGUUUAAACCUUCAGAGAGAAUCAUACAAAGUGCUAUGAAUUUGACGGAGUAUGCAAAAACCCUGCGGAAAAACAAGAAAUACACAAAAGCUUUAUAUGAACUGAAUAAAGUAAACAGGAUGUUGCAAUCAUGCAAGAAGAAAACACUCUUUCACGCACCUCUGUAUUUUGAAUAUGCCCAAUGUUACUUCUAUGUUGGCAAAUAUUAUGAGGAAUUUAUAUGUUGGUUUGAAUAUGCAAGAAUUCUUAUAAAAUGUAAAACAACUAUACCUACCAUCACAAGGUGUACUAUGCGAACUGCUUUUCAGAGAUUAGUAUUUCAUAAUUCACUCCAUCCAUGGAAGUUACAUACACUCAUAAUAAAUGGAGAAUACACCCAAGCAUUGAAACUGCUGGAUGAAGCCAAACAAAUAAUGAAACCUUACAGGAACAAAACAACAGUGGUGCACAGGUACCUAUAUCAUGCAUAUAUCAGUUAUUAUACUGUCAGAUAUUACAAAGCAAUCAUAUGCGAGUUGGAGCAUGCCAGAAUCUACAAGAAACAUAUUCAACCAGUAGGUAAUUUAUUGGAACACAGGAUGAAACUAUCUCUUUACCAAUUAAUAUUUCAUGAAUUGCAUUUGCCUGCUUUCACACUGAUUAACAAUGGAGAACCAACAGAAGCAUUAAAAUUACUGGAUGAAGCUAAACAAAUGUUGCAACCAUAUAAGAAUACAAAAACAGUUGUGCAUAUGGAUCUUUACUUUUCAUACGCAUUAUGCUACUUUUGUAAGGGUAGAUAUUACGAGUCAUUCUUAUUUGGGUUAGAAUAUGUGAGAAUUUCAAGGGGACUUAAUCUACCAAUGGAUGAUGUCAUUAAACCAGUAAUAAAAAAUACUUUUCAAAAAUUGACAUUGCAACAACCUGUUGAAAGAUUAAAAACUAAUCAACAACAGACAGAAGGAUUCAACCAACAAAAGCCAACUAUGUGGUUGAUACAAUCGCAUAAGCAAACCAUAGCACAUAUACAAAUGAAGGUCUAUCAGUUAAACACGGUCUAUUAUUAUGGUAUUGGAAAAUACUAUGAGGCAUUUAUGUGUUACUUGGAACUUGUGAGACUCCACAAGAAACAUAAUACACCAAUAUCUAGCAACAUUAAACAAGACAUAAAAGAGAUUUUUCACCGUUUCAUAUUUUAUCAUCCCUUGACAUUGUGUCAAUCUGCUAAUUCAUUCAUAAUCAAUACAAAACACAGAGAAGCUUUAAAGCGGCUUGAUGAAGCCAAACAAGUGAUGGAAAUUUACAAGAUUACAACAACGUUAGCGCAUGCAUCUCUUUAUUAUUUACGUGGGCUUUGCUACUCAAAUACUGACAGGGAUUAUGAAGCAUUCGUAUGUUGGUUGGAAUAUGCAAGAAUCUGUAAGAAACUUAAGCAACCAAUAGAUGAUGAUACCAAACGAAAAAUCAAAUUGAAUUUAAGCAAGAUUCUUUACGAUCAACUUGAAAAGAAUUACAUAUCUGCUGAAAUACUGAUAAAAAAUGGAAAAUGCAUACAAGCACUUAAACCACUGAAAGAAGCAAAACAAAAAUUAAAAAUGUAUAAAGCAAUGUACAAAAAAUUGUUGGUAGCAUACAAAAAUUAUUUCUUUGUACACCAUACGUGUUGCCAAAAAACUGGACGAGAAUAUGGGUCAGUCAUGUGUUCAUUGGAAUUUGCGAGAAUGCUUAAAAAACUUAAUCUUCCAAUGCAACCUGACAUUAUACACUUUAUGAAACUGCUUUUCAAACCAUUCGUUAUAGUACAAAGUCUUAAAUUGAGUAGCUUUUCACAAACCCUUUUAAUCAAAGGAAAAAAUAUAGAAGCAUUGAAAGUACUGGAUAAAGCCAAACAGAUGAUGCAAAUAUACAACAAGCCUCCAACAACAGUUACACAAAUGCAGCCUUAUAGUAUGGUAUCAGUUAUGCAAAUGAUGGCGCACAAGUCCUUAUACAAGUCAUAUGGGAGUUGUUACAGUAAAACUGGCACACGUUAUGAGUCAUUUAUAUGCUGGUUGGAAUAUGCGAGAACUUCUAAGAAGCUUAAAGAACCAAUGAAUGAGUUGGAUUUUAAGGACAUAGAAGUUGCAUUCCAGCGAGUUUUAUUUCGAAAACAGAUAACCAUAAUUGAAUCUGCUACAACUCUGAUCAACAAUGGAAAAUACACAAAAGCCAUGAAACUGCUCGAUGAAACCAAACAGAUGUUGCAACCGUAUAAGAACCGAUUAUCAAUUGUGCAUGCAAUGUUAUAUCGCAGAUACGCAGGUUGCUACCAUUAUACUGGCAGAUAUUACGAGGCAUUGAUAUGUUGGUUGGAAUGUGUAAGAAUCUGUAAUAAACUUGAACUGAUUAUAAGUGAUGAAAUUAAACAAGAGAUUAAAGACAGAUUCUACCAUUUCAUAUUCACUCUUUCUAUAAAGUUGUGUGAAUCUACUGCAACACUGAUAAACAGUGGAAAAUACAAAGAAGCAUUGAAACUACUGGAUGAAGCCAAACAAUUGAUGCAACUCUACAAGAAUACAACAACAGUUGUGCACAUGGAUUUAUAUGCUGCAUAUGCAGUUCGCUACCAUAGUACUGGCAGAAAUUAUGAAGCAUUCAUAUGUUGGUUGGAAUUUGCGCGAAUUUGUAAGAAACGUAAGCAACCAAUACCUGAUGGCAUUAAACAGAGCAUAAACCUAACAAUUCAAAUAUUUAUAUUCCGGCAUCCCUUCAACUUGUCUGAAUCAGCUCUAACAUUGAUGAUCAAUGGAAAACACACGGAAGCAUUUAAACUUGUGUAUAAAGCUAAACAGAUGAUGCAACCGUACAGUCCUAAAGCAACAGUUGUGCACAUGCUACUAUAUCAUGCAUAUGCAGUUUGCUAUAAUAAUUCCGGCAGAAAUCAUGAUGCACUAAUAUGUUGGUUAGAAUAUGCGAGAAUCUGUAAGAAACUUAAACAACCAAUACCUGAUAAUAUUAAACAGGACACAAAACUAACAUUUCAACAAUUACUAUUCGAUCAAACUUUGAAGUUGUGUGAAUCUGCUGAAACACUGAUCAACAAUGGAAAACCCACAGAAGCAUUGAAACUACUGGAUGAAGUCAAACAGAUGAUGCAACCAUACAAGAAUACAACAACAGUGAUUCACAGGCUAUUAUAUGAAGCAUAUGCAGCUUGCUACCAUUAUACUGGUAGAUAUUACGAGGCAUUUAUAUGUUGGUUGGAAUAUGCAAGGAUUGGUAAGAAACUUAAGCAACCAACACCUGAUGACAUUAAGCGUAGAAUAAACCUAAUAUUUCAACAAAUUUUCCGGCAUUCCACAAUCAACGGAAAACCGACAGAGGCAAUGAAACUACUGGAUGAAGCCAAACAACGGACACAAUCGUACAAGAACACAACAACAGUAAUGCAUAUGCUACUAUAUGGUGCACAUGCAAGUUUAUACCAUAAUACUGGCAGUUAUUACAAGGCAUUGAUAUGUUGGUUGGAAUAUGCAAGAAUCUGUAAUGAACUUAAGUACCCAAUACUUAAUCUCAUUAAACAAGCGACAAUUCUAACAUUUAAAGAAAUAAAAAACCUCAAUUUCAAUAAGUUGCUUGAAUCUGCUAAAACACUAAUGAACAAUAAAAAACACACAGAAGCAUUGAAAUUAUUGGAUGAAGCCAAACACAUGAUGCAACCAUACAAGAAUACAACAACAAUGGUGCACAGGCUGCUAUACAAUUUAUAUGCAGUUUGCUAUCUUAAUAGCGACAGAUAUUACGAGGCAUUCAUAUGUUGGUUGGAAUAUGCGAGAAUCUGUAAGAAACUUAAGCAACCAAUACAUUAUAACAUUUCGAACACAAAGCUAACAUUUCAACUGUUCAUAUUCCACCAUCCAUUAAGGUUGUGUGAAUCUGCUGCAACACUGAUAAUCGAUGGAAAACACACAGAAGCGUUGAAACUACUGGAUGAAGCUAAACAAUUAGUGCAACUGUACAAGCAUACAACAACAGUGGUGCACAUGGAGCUUUAUCAUUUAUAUGUAGCUUGCUACUUUAAUACUGGCAAAUAUUAUGAAGCAUUUAUAUAUUGGUUGGAAUAUGUAAGAAUCUGUAACAAACUUAAGCAACCAAUACCUAAUGGCAUUAAACAAGAAAUACGACUUGUGUUUCAUAAGAUUACCACCUACCAAUAA
Ciona intestinalis (vase tunicate) is the source of this 6224-nucleotide messenger RNA. The record is from RefSeq and is a predicted model, not a curated record. Lineage: Eukaryota; Metazoa; Chordata; Ascidiacea; Phlebobranchia; Cionidae.